Macrobrachium nipponense is the source of this 795-nucleotide messenger RNA. RefSeq lists its product as uncharacterized. Lineage: Eukaryota; Metazoa; Arthropoda; Malacostraca; Decapoda; Palaemonidae. Bases 10 to 585 code for a protein of 191 amino acids. The transcript has 3 exons. The record is from RefSeq and is a predicted model, not a curated record.
GAAACCUUGAUGAUAAAACUUCAGGAGACUGAGCGAAUCAUGAAAAACAUCCGCAACAAGAUCAACCUGCUGGAAAGACUGAGGACGGCUUUGGAAAGGCUGAAACAGUCCAUCGAAUCGAGGAACAGCGGACGACGAAGGAAGAGGACAACUUACAAUCUGAUCACAGUCAAUGAGGAUGGAGGCAUUACUGUGUCUCCUUUCUGUGACUACAACGACAGUUUUACAGCGUCGCCUGACGGUAUCAUUUACCACGUGACUGACCUGCUAAACGACACUGUGUUCCAGUCCCCUGAGGAUCAGCUCCUUUGCAUAGGGGAUCUUUUAGAGUCCUUAGCUGAUGCUGUCGCAUUCGGGCAAAUAAGUAUUAACGCCACGAAGAUAGAUGCACUCACCGAGAUUAUUGACAUUACGAAGGAAACGAUUUUUGGAGGAAUUAACAGCAACUACGAAUCUCUGGUGAAGUUCCACUGGCAACUGGGAUAUUUGUACAGGAAAAUACGCAUUUCAGAAGGCUUAGGACACAUUCACCCACCAACACAGGAUGAUAUACUUAUAAAAGUGGUCCAGAUUGUAAACGCUUAAUUGAUAAAUAGCCCCACAAAUCAAGAUCGUCAGUCGUCUGUAGUGUACUAUCAUUUUUCAAGGUUGUGAGAUCAUUUAUCUAAUAUUUUCCUGUUUCAUUCGUAAACUUUUUUAUCGGUCGUUUUUGUCUCACCUGAAAAAUGAAAUAAAAGAAAUAAGAAUUUAUUGUCACCAAGAAGGUACAUUCUAUCUCAUGCCUGAAAGUAAUAU